AUGAUUCUCACAAAUUAUACCGAUGUUUUUGAUAAUGAUUCAUUGAUAGAAUCAUUGGAAAUAGCAAAUCCAUGUCCACGACAACGAAGUAUUACUCGACCAUUAUUGUUUGUUCAUAAUUAUGCUUUAUUUUUCUUUGGUUCAAUAUUCAAUUUUCUUGCAUUUGUUAUUCUAAUGCAACGUUCAUUAAGAUGUCAUUCAACAUUUGCUUAUUUAGCAUUUCUAUCCUUAUCAAAUGGUUUACUAUCAUUAGUACAUUUUUCUAAAUGGAUGUUUAAAUAUUAUUUUAAUAUAUUAUUUGAAAGUUAUUUGAUAACAUGUCGUUUUCAUCGUUUUCUAUCAGAUUUUUUAACACAUUUUAGUUUAUUUACAUUAAUAUGUGUUAAUAUUGAUCGAGCUCGAACAGUAACAAAAAGUCAUCCCAGUAAAAGAUAUUCAAAAUCAAAAUUUCAUUUAAUAUUAAUGAAAGAAAUUCUUGUUGCAAGUAUUUUAUGUGCCUUUCAUUUUCAUUGGAUUAUUAAAUAUGGUUCUGAAGUUUCGGAUGGUGAAAGAAAAGUAGCAUUAUGUCGUUUUAAUGAUAAUCAAUCAACAACAAUUUAUUAUUAUUUUCUUACAACAAUAUAUCCACCAUUUGAAUUAGUGGUAUUUUUUUGUCUUCCACUAUUAAUUAAUAUAUUUUGUACAAUAAUUAUUAUAAGAAGUUUAAGUAUGAGAAUGCGUACAGCUGAAAAACUUCGACCAUCAAAACUAAGUCUUCAAGAUAAAAUGAUAAAAACAAAAUUACCAGGAAUAUUAUCUUAUUUAAUGCCAACAAAAGCGAGUAAAACAAAUUUACAUUCAUGUUGUUGUUUACAAAUUCAAUGUCGACGACAUACACGUAUUAGAUUAAAAAUUGGUCGAACAAAACAAAGUUUAAAUAAAUAUCAUGAAGAAAAUAAAACAAUUGAUCGACAACAAUCAAUAACAAGUUUAUCAAAUGAUAAUCAAGUACAAGGAACAUUAAAAAAUACAUCAAAUAUAUUAAAUAAAAGUCAUCGAACAAGACGUACACGUGAUAUACAUUUAUCAGCAAUGCUUAUUAGUUUAAAUAUACUUUAUUUAUUAUUAAAUUUACCAUUUAAUUUACAUCAAACAUUUGUUAAAAAAUUAUAUAAUAUAAAUUCAGAUUGGUGUAAUAUUAUGUUUAUUAGUUUAUUAUUUGAUGCUUUACAACAAACAUUUUUUACAACAAAUUUCUUUUUAUAUAUUUUAACAAAUCGACGUUUUAGAGAAGAAUUUUAUAAUACAAUGAUUAAAAUAUUAACACGUUGUAAACAAAAUCCUUCAAGAGACAAACAAAAUAAUAAUAAUAAUAAUAAUAAUAAUCAAUAUAGAAAACAAAUACGUUCAUCAAGUUUUACUGCAUCAACAAAAAAGAGAACAAAUUCAACAAAUGAAAAUCAAAUAAAUUGGAUACCAACUAGUCAAAAUGGUGAUAGUAUUAUAUCUGAUUUAGAAUUACCUUCAACAUCACCAGCACUUCAACAAACAAUUGCAUUAAUUAAUGAAAAUAAUAAAUCUAAUCAGAAAUUAGUUAUGUUCAAAGAUUAA
Rotaria sordida is the source of this 1590-nucleotide messenger RNA. Lineage: Eukaryota; Metazoa; Rotifera; Eurotatoria; Philodinida; Philodinidae. The record is from the annotation of a GenBank genome assembly.